Tyto alba (common barn owl) is the source of this 3059-nucleotide messenger RNA. RefSeq names its product leucine zipper and EF-hand containing transmembrane protein 2 (gene LETM2). Gene Ontology annotation, biological process: intracellular monoatomic cation homeostasis. NCBI's taxonomy places the organism in Eukaryota, Metazoa, Chordata, Aves, Strigiformes, Tytonidae. The record is from RefSeq and is a predicted model, not a curated record. The transcript has 10 exons. The coding region runs from base 252 to 1682 and encodes 476 amino acids. Gene Ontology annotation, cellular component: mitochondrial inner membrane. Gene Ontology annotation, molecular function: ribosome binding.
GAAGGGGCGGUGACGCGAGGCGGUGGCGCGAUGGAGGGGGAACCAUAGAGCGCUGUGCUAGACCGCCGCGGGCAGGGCGCGAUGGGCCAGCGCGGGCGGACUGCGGGGAGCGGGAACCGGCACCGGCCCGGGGGAGCGGCGGCGCGGCCCGGUCCCGGCUCCCCUCGCCCCCCCGGGAAGGUGACGCGCCAGCGCUGCCCGCCCGCUCGCCCCCGCGGCUGGAGAUGAGGGGCCGGUGACCCCGGCGCACCAUGGCCUUCUGCAGCUGGAGGACGCUCCUUGCCGUAGCCAGGCCGAGUUUCAGAGGCGCCCAUCUUCUUGCGCACUCCAGUUCUCCAUACUCUCCAGCAGUCACUUUUGGCCAACCGGUGGAUUCUCACUUAAACCGGACUCGUGUAAGAGACCCUGGAAAGCAGCCCUCGCGGCGCUGCGCGCGGCUGGGUACCGGCCUGCCUCCCGCGCCGCCUGAAGCCGUGCGAACGCUGCACGCGUCCGCCUGCUUGGCUCGGCAGCUCCGGGGGGAACCUCCGCCCCACCCGAGUACUGCAAACCAGGGCACCAAGCCGGCGAGAGCUCCAGCAAAUCCGGUCGUGGAGACUCCUGUGGGAAAGAAGUCUUUACGCCAAAAAAUGGUGGAUGAACUGAAACAUUAUUACAAUGGAUUCCACUUGCUUUGGAUUGACACUAAGGUGGCUGCCAGGAUGGUGUGGAGGCUCCUACAUGGUCAGGUCCUCACCAGGAGGGAGAGACGGAGGUUGCUGAGAACUUGCGCAGAUCUCUUCCGGCUGGUUCCCUUCCUGGUGUUUGUCAUUGUCCCCUUCAUGGAAUUUCUGUUGCCCGUGUUCUUGAAACUCUUUCCUGAAAUGCUGCCCUCGACGUUUGAGACGGAGUCAAAAAAGGAAGAAAAGCAGAAAAAGAAAUUAAAUGCAAAGCUGGAGUUAGCAAAGUUCCUGCAGGAGACCAUUGCAGAGAUGGCCAAAAGGAACAAAGCAGAUACAGGACAAGGAAAACAGUUCUCCUCGUAUGUGCAACAGAUUCGUCACACCGGCCAUCAGCCCAGUACCCAGGAGAUCAUACGCUUCUCGAAGCUCUUUGAGGAUGAACUGACCCUGGAACACUUGGAACGGCCGCAGUUGGUAGCUCUUUGCAAAUUGCUUGAGCUGCAGCCCAUUGGCACCAACAAUCUGCUCCGCUUUCAACUUCUGCUGAGACUCAGAACUAUCAAGGCAGAUGAUGAAAUGAUUGCCAAGGAAGGAGUCAAUGGCCUAAGCGUGUCUGAGCUGCAGAGCGCCUGCAGAGCCAGAGGAAUGCGAUCGCUGGGUCUCUCAGAGGAGCAGCUAAAGGAACAGCUCGGGCAGUGGCUGGAUCUGCAUUUAAAAGAGAAUGUUCCACCUUCUCUGCUCCUGCUUUCCCGUGCCUUGUACUUAAUAGACAUAAAGCCACAAUCUGUUCCAGUUCCACAAAAUAAGAUAGGCGAAACUGCUGAAAUCGUGACAUCCGUUCUUGAAGGUCAAGAGACCCUGGUGGAUCCUGCCCCCCUUGUACGGGGAAGAAAGAAUGAAGAAUUUAUAUCUCAGCCAACAGAGAAAUUGCCAGUCUCAGAAGUGUCAGUUAAGCCUCCCCCACAAGAGACUAAAAUGGAAGCAUCUCAGAGCAGCAAGGCCGGCGCCAACGGCGCCUAGCCUGGAGCCAGCGAGGGCUGUCUAGCACCGGGACAGAAGAGCUUUCAUCCCUGCGUCUCCUUAGAAGGGAAGAGUGGUUUUCCAGGAGGCUGCUUUACACAGCAAGGUGUCGGCAGCCCUCGGGGGCCUCUGUCUAUUCCAAGCUUAUGAGCAACUCGGCCAUGCUAAGGCCGUCUGGAUGGCACCAGCUCCCCUUUUGUACUGGAUCCCCGACCCCCACCAUUUUAACUUCUGUUCUAAAUAUGUUAAUAAUGAUGCUGCUGUCUGUGCUGUUGCUGAAGAGGUGUUUGUGCUCUUAAACCUUAGGAAAGGCAGCUUUUCAUUGCCAUAAAGGCCUGGGUGCAGACAGAGCUAGGCUGGAAGUCCAGUAAAGCCUGUUCUACAGUUUGAAAUCCUCUGCAGGAACGUGCCCACCUAUGCAGGGCUUGCAGCUUGUCCUGCUGGCGCAGCUUUACAAGCUCAGGCUUUUGAUCCUACCUAGCACGGUUUAACCAAUAACUAGCGCACAGAAUGACACCUCUGGCUGUUGUAUUUCGCCAUCACGCUUGUGCCAAGGAGAAUAACCACAGCGAAGGGAGGACCAGCACUCUCCUCCGUGGUGGGGUUGAACUUCACUGGUCAGAAAGACUGAAGAACUCGCUGGCGGAGGGCAGAGCAGUGGAGAGAAUGGCUUCCACGGCGUGAGCGUUUGCCUUUGUCAGCAAGAGCUGCAGCGGGUGCCAGACACCGCUUCGGAAGGCAGAGACUUGCAUUUUUAGGAUCCCACUGGGUCACGCGAGGUAGCAACUCGGGGACCCACAGACAUUGCCCACGUCUGAUGUAAGACUUGGUUAAACCUGAUCAGGCUUGGAACUACACAGCAGCAAGUGCUCUCACACUUGCUAUACUUCACAAAAUGAUUCUUCACGCACUCCAGUGGUGACUGAUUUUUUGGUAGACUCUAUAGCAGGAUGCUGAAAAGCUGUUCUUAGCAUUUGUUAAUUUUUUUACUUCCUGCUCUGUAAGUGUUCAGAAAUACAUUAUGGAUUUUAAAUAAGUUUAUUUAUACUUACUGUAAAAUGAAAGUUAGACUUGGUGCUAAGUAGAAUGCAGUGUCUUUCCUAGAGGUCAGCCAGCCUUUAGAACAAUCCAACUCAAAAAAAGCCAGUCAGCUCAAGGGCGGGUGUUAUCAGCACUUUAAACAUGUGACUUCGGGUUUUUACUAGCAAGGCACGAACAGCUCGGGGAGGACGGCUGCUGUGGCACUGUGUUCUUAGCUCUGUACCUGCACCUUGUUAGUACAGCCAGUAUGCUGGGCUGAAUAUUUGUAUUUAACUGGUGGUUAGUAAAUGAGAGCAAAUGUUUUUUCAAUAAAAUAACCCCAUUGCUCCAGUACUA